Rhineura floridana is the source of this 4218-nucleotide messenger RNA. It is a transcript of the gene KIF2A, whose product is annotated as kinesin family member 2A. Gene Ontology annotation, molecular function: ATP binding; microtubule binding; microtubule motor activity. Lineage: Eukaryota; Metazoa; Chordata; Lepidosauria; Squamata; Rhineuridae. The transcript has 21 exons. The record is from RefSeq and is a predicted model, not a curated record. Bases 499 to 2535 code for a protein of 678 amino acids. Gene Ontology annotation, biological process: microtubule-based movement.
CUCCUCCUAUCCCUUCAGCUGGUCCUGCCGUGACGCCUCCAUUGUGUGCGCAGCCGCAGCGCCUCCCGGCGACUGUUGUAUCCGGCCGGCGCCUUUUUCUCCUCCUCCCUUCCCCCCCUUCCCCGCAGAAACUGCCGUUGCCGCCGCCGUUGUGGCCUCACCUUCCUUCUCUCGCAGCAGGCGGUGGCCCGAACAGUCUUCUCUCGCCCCCUCCCUCGCCUUUCACUCUAUGACGCGAUGGCAACGGCCAACUUCGGCAAGAUCCAGAUAGGGAUCUAUGUGGAGAUCAAGCGCAGCGAUGUUCCCAGGAGACUGUUGAAAGACUGAACCAUGUUUGAUAGCAGUGAAGGACUGGAUGGAGUGCAACAAGCUGAAACAUAAUCCAGAUAUAACAGAAGUACUAUUGGUAGAUGGGCCACCUGACUUGGGGCUGAGUUUAUACCCUGUUCCAGAUGGGAUUGCACUCCCCCUGAAAGAGCAGGCCGAAUACAUGAAGCUAUGGUGACAUCUUUAAAUGAAGAUAAUGAAAGUGUUACAGUUGAAUGGAUUGAAAAUGGUGAUACUAAAGGAAAAGAGAUUGAUUUGGAGAGUAUAUUUUCGCUUAAUCCAGACCUUGCUCCUGAAGAUGACGAUCCCAGUCCAGAGACCCCACCACCUCCAACACCUUCAGCUAAAGUAAACAAAAUUGUUAAGAAUCGGAGGACAGUGGCACCUUCUAAAGUUGAAGCUCCUGCUAGAGACAACAGAGUGGUUGGUUCUGCGCGUGCACGGCCUACUCAACUUCCUGAACAGUCUUCCUCUACACAACAGAAUGGUAGUGUUUCAGAUAUAUCUCCAGUUCAAGCUGCAAAAAAGGAAUUUGGACCCCCUUCACGUAGAAAAUCAAAUUGUGUGAAAGAAGUUGAAAAGUUGCAAGAAAAACGUGAGAAACGAAGAUUACAACAGCAGGAACUUAGAGAGAAACGUGCUCAGGAUGUUGAUGCUACAAAUCCAAAUUAUGAAAUCAUGAGUAUGAUCAGAGAUUUCAGGGGAAGUCUGGAUUAUAGACCGCUGACAACUGCAGAUCCAAUUGAUGAGCACAGGAUAUGUGUGUGUGUUAGAAAAAGACCACUCAAUAAAAAAGAAACUGUAAUGAAAGAUCUUGAUGUAAUAACAAUCCCUAGCAAAGAUGUUGUGAUGGUACACGAACCCAAACAAAAAGUGGAUUUAACAAGGUACUUAGAAAACCAAACUUUCCGCUUUGACUAUGCCUUCGAUGACAGUGCUCCUAAUGAAAUGGUAUACAGGUUUACUGCAAGACCACUAGUAGAAACAAUAUUUGAAAGAGGAAUGGCUACAUGUUUUGCGUAUGGACAAACGGGCAGUGGAAAAACGCAUACAAUGGGUGGCGAUUUUUCAGGAAAGAACCAAGACUGUUCAAAAGGAAUUUAUGCAUUAGCAGCUAGAGAUGUCUUUUUAAUGUUGAAGAAACCAAACUGUAAGAAACUAGAACUUCAAGUAUAUGCAACAUUUUUUGAGAUUUAUAGUGGAAAGGUUUUUGACUUAUUGAACAGGAAGACGAAAUUACGAGUUCUAGAAGAUGGUAAACAGCAAGUCCAGGUGGUGGGAUUACAGGAGCGAGAGGUUAAAUGUGUUGAAGAUGUGCUCAAGCUUAUUGAGAUAGGCAACAGCUGCAGAACAUCUGGUCAGACAUCUGCAAAUGCACACUCAUCUCGGAGCCAUGCAGUGUUUCAGAUCAUCCUCAGGAGAAAAGGGAAACUGCAUGGUAAAUUUUCAUUGAUUGACUUGGCUGGAAAUGAAAGAGGAGCUGACACUUCCAGUGCAGAUAGGCAAACACGACUGGAAGGUGCUGAAAUUAACAAGAGCCUUUUAGCACUUAAGGAGUGCAUCAGGGCCUUAGGCCGAAAUAAGCCUCAUACUCCAUUCAGAGCGAGUAAACUUACUCAGGUCCUAAGAGAUUCAUUCAUAGGAGAAAACUCUCGCACCUGUAUGAUUGCUACUAUUUCUCCAGGGAUGGCAUCUUGUGAAAACACUCUAAACACACUAAGAUAUGCAAACAGAGUGAAGGAAUUGACAGUUGAUCCCAGUGCUGCUGGUGAUAUCCGUCCAGUCAUGCAUCAUGCUCCAAAUCAGAUUGAUGAGUUGGAGGCGCAGUGGGGUGUUGGGAGCUCACCUCAGAGAGAUGAUCUCAAACUACUUUGUGAACAAAAUGAGGAAGAAGUUUCACCACAGUUAUUCACUUUCCAUGAAGCUGUGUCGCAGAUGGUGGAAAUGGAAGAGCAAGUAGUUGAAGAUCACAGAGCUGUCUUCCAGGAAUCUAUUAGGUGGUUAGAAGAUGAAAAAGCUCUCCUGGAAAUGACAGAAGAAGUAGACUAUGAUGUGGAUUCAUAUGCUACACAACUUGAAGCAAUCCUAGAGCAAAAAAUUUACAUUUUGACUGAACUUCGGGAUAAAGUGAAAUCCUUCCGCACAGCACUACAAGAGGAGGAACAGGCCAGUAAACAGAUUAAUCCGAAGAGACCACGUGCCCUUUGAGGCAAACUUCUGCUGCUAAAGGAUGCCUGAGCCUUCAUUGCUGUACAGUGCAGUUGGUUGGAAAUGAAGCUUAAGAAGUCAACUACUUGAAAGAUCUAAAACUUUUGAAGUGUCUGUGGAAAUGCCCAUUUCUUCUUUCCCUGGCUGACAUUUCAGUUGUGUGGAACACUCCUCUAAGAUGUCUGCAAAAUGCUUCUAGACCAGAUAGCACAACCAGGCAGGUUUUGGAGAUGGGAAGCACUUUUUGUUUCAAAUGUUUUAACUUACUCAAAUUGUGAAUUUUAUGUUUUGGAAAUAUUUGCCAAUUUUUUAAAAAAUAAUGAAGUAAAAUGGUGGACUUGUAAAAACAAACAAAAAUCUUCACAGUAUUUUGUUUUACUUAUGUCAAGUUUUGUUGCAAAGAACAGCUGUGCAGUUUUGUAUUUGCAUGCAUGCCCACCUCAUCAGUGAUUGUAUAUACCUCUUCUAGACAGCUGUGCUCACCUCUUCCCAUUUGUGCCUUGACCAAGGCGACUUGACCGUAAAUGUCCUCUCUAAAGCACAGCCUUAAUAAAUGACACUCCUUAUUUGUCAAUGUAAAUUACUUUUUGUGUGUGUACAUUUUAAUGUGUGUUUGAUUUUUUUCCCCUCGUGACUAGUUCUUCAUUUCACAGUAUGUGCCAUAUCAUUGACCUGGAAUUAAAAAUCUGUUGGUGUGGAUUGACAGCAAGCCAUUCCAUUUUUCCCUGUAAAAAUCUGAAUCAUGAUUUCAACGCCAUAGAGUCUCUAACAUUUCCUUUGUAAAGAACAAAACUAGAAAUUGGUGGAUGUAUAAUAAAAGGUAAUUGAUUAUGAAGGAGAGUUGUAUCUUAGGAUAAUACAGAUGUACAGUAUGUAUGCUAGUGUGAUGUCAGAAUAAAGGUGCAAUCUGAUCUCUACAUAUGGGUAGGAGAGGUAUCCAAGAAAUAGGAUACCAAAGUAACUCUCACAUACUACUAAAAUUGGCUUCUGCUGCAUGACAGUUUACAUGUGCAUUAACUGUAGUUCGCAGGUAGUUAGUACUGUUGCUUUAAAAGAAAGUAGCUAAUGCAUAUUUUCCAUUUGUACAGUGCCAUCAGCUGAAAAGUGAGGUGAAUUUGUACCAUUAGAGGAUUUGCACAAUAAACUCCACAAAACUUGUCUGAUGCUGAAGAAAUUCCACAGUGAUGCCUGAAAAGUUCACAAAUGGCCCUGUUUGUCCAGCACUUUUUAAGAUGGUGGCACUUCAAUUAUUUUUGCAAAUUGAUAUCCAAAAGAAAUUACCCUUUAUGUAUUUUUUGUCAGAUGAAUUGUAAACCUCUCUAGGAGUUCUCCCAAAUCCCAAAAUAGAUCCCAGGUGCUCAUAUCAACAACAGACAUUCCUUGGAAUUGUUUCAUACUUUGUUCCUGGAACAUAAGCCCAUCUGUGCUGUGGCUGAGGGAAAUAAAGGGAAAACAAUGAGAAGAGAGCUUAAAUGAGCCAGAGUUUCUCAGUAUUCAACGUAAUCCCCAUAGAAUGGUAGGCUGUGGAAGUCCCUUGCCAUAUCAUGGUGACAAAGCGCCUAUCUGUAAACAUGAAAACUGAAACAACAAUGUAGAUUUUACACGAUGUGUUUAAUAAAUUUAACUGAAAUAUAAAUUAGAGAUGAGAAUUUUACUUCUAUACAAUUAAUUGUAAAAUGUUUU